UAAUACGUUCGAAACGAGACUUGGUUCGGUUACAGAAUGCCUAUUACUUAACCCGUGUACAAGUGAGAGUGGCCGGCCGGUUCUGCGGCAUUACGGCACAUAACUUACCACUCGACUCAGACGGAAUGGAUUAAACGAGUGUAGAGGAUGCACUUGGACAUUCGCCUCUUCGUCAGCGUAUUUUCCAAUUGCAUAAGAUUUUCCUCCGGCGCGAAAGACAGUUAAACCGAACAUAUACUUUCAUCAGCAAUGUGCGAAAUAUCACACACGUAAUACAUACAGAAAAAUAUAAAAAUAUAGCAGUGAAUUGUGCUUCAGUUUGUACUUCGAUCUCAAGGAUAUUUCAAUGUGAUCGUAAACCGAUCGCAAGUUGAUUAUUCCAAGGGCUUUGGUGAUUGUGCGCGUUUCAUAAUCAUUUUAAUAAGUGCAUUUCUUGUGUUAAUGAGUGAGCUAAAUCGACGAGACGUGAUAUGCAUCGGCGGAUUCUCAAAAGGACAAUACUGUUCCUUCUCAUCACAACUUUUGUUGCCUUUACGCUGCAAAUUAAUGAUGACAAUGUUAAAGAUGAGAAAAUUUCUAGAAUUUCGAAUGAUCAAUAUCAAAGGAUCAAACGAGCUACGGUGCGAAAACCAGGAUUCUUUAGAACAUUGUUUUCUGUCAUUUACGAGCAAUGGAAUGAUACCAGAAAUACAGUUGGUACAGUAAACAAGUUGGUCAACGAUAAUUUCCUACCAGAAAAUGCUCCGCCAGUCGAAACUACGACCAGUGCCGAUCCGAAUGCUACGACGAAGGCCCCGCAGUUCAGGAUCUCUCGCAACGAGUUCAACAGGAUAUUGAGGAGAAACUUAAAGGGCAUUAUACGAUUAUACAACAUUGAACUCAAAGACGCUCUCAAGCAAUCAGACAAGAAUUACGCUGAAUUCAAGAAGAACGCCUCCAUCGAAGUGUCCAAAUUCCUUUGAGAUCGACGCCAAAAUAUCUAGCCAGAUCUUAUCACUGUGAUAACAUUUAACUUAGGUUCUCUCUUCUGUUCGUUAUUCGUUUAUUUUUCGUAAAUGCGGUGUACUGAGGAUGGCCGCAACGGCCCUCCUGUCGUCUAUACUUUGUUGUUGAUUGUCCUGAAAUUUGCUCUCUAAUUUAUUCAAUUUUAAUGCCAUUUUUUUAACUUGUUAUUUUUACUAAUAUAGAAAGAACCGUGUCAUCUACAUGUAUAGUAUUUAAAUUAUUGUAAUUAUUUUAGGCACGUUUUUUUCCGCAAUAAAAGUGUUUAUC
Messenger RNA from Nicrophorus vespilloides, 1272 nucleotides. RefSeq lists its product as uncharacterized. Bases 471 to 962 code for a protein of 163 amino acids. NCBI's taxonomy places the organism in Eukaryota, Metazoa, Arthropoda, Insecta, Coleoptera, Silphidae. The transcript is spliced from 6 exons. The record is from RefSeq and is a predicted model, not a curated record.